AUGGCGAGGCCCUCGGGGGUUGCCGGAGCAAUCCUUCUCAGCUUGGAGAAGCUCUUUAAGCUGGACAAUGUUACUCAUAUUGCCAGUGUGGAGCUGUGGGUGCUGCUGACGACGUUGCUGGUGGUGGUGAGGUUCCUCAUCGACUUCGAGGGGCCAUGGUUCGGGAAUCCGCGGAGGACGUUCGUUGUCCUCACCCUGGAGAUACUGAACCAAAACAUGGUGAUCUACACCAUGGGGCUGAUGCAGCUGUCGGGCGCGAGGAAGGUGAACGACUACUUCCAGGUGUGGGCGGUGCUGCUGGUGACCCUGCAGUACAGCGUCAAGACCGGGCGCCCCUACACCAGGUCGAAGCAGGUCCCAUUGUUGGACCUCAUGUCCUCCUUCUGGUCAGCCAAUCUCCUCCGGGUGCAGACCUUCUACCUCCUCAGGAUCCCCCUCUGGACGAUCUGGUCCCUGAAUGCAGUUCGCAUCGUCGUGCUCUUCGUCAGCUCCGGUAAAGGUGAGACGAAUAACCAAGAGAGCAUGAGGCUGGUGAGCGACUAUAUGAGCUACGAGGACACUCUCCCUCAGCAGAAGAAGGAAUCCUCCAUGAGCGGGUACAAGUACCUGGUGUAUGGCGAGCACCGCGUGCUCAAGGAAGUCCAAGAGGGCAGCAAGCGGGAAGUUAAAAGAACACUAUCUUCGUGUUUCAGGAAAAGGAGACAGCAAGUAAAAAGUGAGAGCAGCAGCAGCUACAAGAUUCAACUGUAUCCAGAUGGAGUCCACAAGGAGCAGAUCGUCACCGUAGAGACGAUAUGGAAGGGCGACAACGACAGCGGGUUGCUGGGAGCGGGAGAAGCAGCAGGCCAUCGCAGGGACUUGUGCCUGUCGUUCGCGCUGUACAAGCUGCUGCGCCGUCGGUUCUACGAUCUCCCGAUGCACGAGAUGGACCGGCCGGCGGGCAAGGAGAAGAUGAGGCGGCUCGUCUUCGACUACGUCCUCAAGGACCGCGAGAGGGCUUUCCGCAUCACUGGGGCAGAGCUGUCAUUCCUCCAGGACCUGUUCUACAGCAAGCAUGCCACCGUGUUAGCUGGCGGCGGGCUCCUGGUGCCGCUGCGGAGCCUGCUGCUGUCGCUGUUCCUGGCCACGGCGACGGGGUACAUCGCCUAUCCUGCCCGGUACAUACCGGAGAGGAUGGAUCCAGCCGACCGGAACAGGAUCACGCACGGUGUGUUCAUCACCCGCCUCAUGAUCGGCAUCAUCGUCCUCAAGGAGAUGCUGGAGAUUGUUCUCUACCUGUGGAUGUUUGAUUUAUUGUGCGGUGCUUGUGCCAACACUAGUAUGAUAUGGAUCUUUAGAGGUGGGCAAACUGAAGUUACAGAGGCAGAAACGCACUGUCCGCUUGUAGCACAUGGUCUCUGUUAA
This is a messenger RNA of Miscanthus lutarioriparius, 1404 nucleotides long. Lineage: Eukaryota; Viridiplantae; Streptophyta; Magnoliopsida; Poales; Poaceae. The record is from the annotation of a GenBank genome assembly.